Molecule: messenger RNA, 5200 nt
Organism: Python bivittatus (Burmese python)
Lineage: Eukaryota; Metazoa; Chordata; Lepidosauria; Squamata; Pythonidae
Gene: DHX33
Product: DEAH-box helicase 33
Biological process (GO): positive regulation of transcription by RNA polymerase I
Cellular component (GO): intracellular anatomical structure; nucleolus
Molecular function (GO): ATP binding; helicase activity; double-stranded RNA binding
Source: RefSeq, a predicted model, not a curated record
GCAGUGUAACCCCACUGUAGCUAGGGACUGAGGUAGCUGGCUGAUAAGGUUUCAUGUAUAUAUUGUAAAAUUGUUAGUGAUAAGCUACAAACCAUCUUCCUUACCUACAGUGUUAUACCUUGGUUUCACUUUCUCUUAAAAGCAGAUUUCUCAUUUGGGGGUUGGGAUUAGACAGUGAAAGUUUACUAUAGAAGUUUGACUUUUAAUUUUAUAUAUUGCUUCAGUUCCAUUGCUAUCUCUACUAGUUUUCUAUUUCAUGGAGCAUGAUUUGCCUUCCUCUCUUGCUACUUCAAAAGGGAACAUCAGAAACUAAGAGAAACAUACUCAAUUUCAUAUAAUUCUCAUGACAUACUGCACUGGAAGAAUGAAAGUUCUAAGUUAUAAUUUGCUCAAAUUAUCAGUUUUUAUGAAAGACAAGUUCUCUUCUAGGCUAGUAAGUACUUUAUUUGGCCUUUCAUGUAGGAGAAUUACCUUCCCAGUUUCACACUUAAAGAAAAUCAUUGCACAGUGGCCUUACCACCCCACAAAAUAAAAAGUACCUGAAAUCCCCUCAGAUCAUAAAAUUUUGUGGGAUUGUAGUAUUCUUGUUCCCAAGGCCUUAGCUGUUUAAAAAAAAUAAUCAGAGUUCAGAUGCAGUCUAGAAGUUUGAAGAGUGCUGUGUUACUAAACCUUGACAUACAUAAGGUAAAACAAAUUCUGAUGUAUUACUUUGUGUAUGGUAUGUAAAAAACCUGGCUGAUAAGCCACUUGGCUUACAGGCACUCUCUAACCGUUCUAUAUGCUGUACUAGUCUCUGAUGAGCCACCAGCCCUCCUCAUAGCUUAAGCCACACAAUUGCUUGGAUUAUCCAGAUAACUACAUUGUGUUCACUAACACUUUUCCAUUUCCAAACUUAAAGAUGCUCAUUUAUCACACAGCACCAAACCAGCAUACUAUACUAUACACUAUACUAUACGCUAACUUUUAAAAAUUCAGAAUAAAAUUGGGCUGAAUGUAAAUUAAAACCACUUUCAAGAAGUGACACUGCGAACUACAUUCUUCUCCCUGAUGGACCUCCCUUAGCCUAGGGGUGCAAAAAGUGCGGAUCAGCACAAAUUGUCAGUAACUAUUUUGUGGGUUACAAAUAGGUGGGGUCAAAUGUUUGGGCUUUUUUUUUUUGAAUUUGUAAUGGUCCAAGAGGAUAAAUGGAUGCAUUAUACUUUAGAUGACUCUUACCUUUUAGUGGAUUUCUAUAAUGGAGAUAAGCUAUGAACAGAUUUAAGGUUAGAUAAGAUUCAUAGAGGACUCUGGUGUUGGGGUCAGUAUGGCACUCCCUCUGAAUGCUACGUACGGAUCAGGAGAAUGCUAAAUACUUCAAACAGCUGAGAAUCACAACAAAUUAAUACAACCUCCAGCAAGUUAUUUCUCAAACUGUUACUCCCCCAUAUCUCUCAGAGUGGGUAAAACAUUAUCUUCCGUACAGUAUUGUAUUCUGCAAAGUAAAAGUCUAAACAUUGCAUGUACAAAAGGUGAACCCAGUUGUAGAUUUCUAGAUCACAUAUAUCGAUAAACUUUUCUUACUGCCAGUGGUUUAACAAAUACCCUUUUAUAAAAGAAUUUGUACAUGAAUACUGUAGUGAUUUUGAAAACAAGUUCCUGGGCUAUAUGCAAGUUCAGAGUAUCUUGUUCUGCAGCCUUAUUAUAUGUAUGUUUUCUUGAACAACCUUUUGCAACUAGUUGAGAUUCCAGUAGGGAAAAUAGGUCUAGUAAGUCCGAAACGUGCCAGUUUCCAUGUUAUUUCUUUGUGAGGCAUAAGAGUCAAUUUCCUCUCCAUAAUACCAUGUACUAUGCCAGAAAGACAGCUUUGUGUUGAAGGUACAGUUAAAAAUUCAGGAUUGCUUGGCCGUGCAACUGAAACAUAGUUUUGGUAUCUCAUUACAAAAGCAAUUCAGUUAAGUGUUACUGUGAUACUGACAAAAUAGAAGUAAAUACUGUUUAGGCGGCUAAAACUAUGGCGAGGUUUUUUUUUUCUUGAAUCCACAAAAUAUCUGGCAGCGACGAAAGAAAAACGAAAGGUACAACCCUACUCCUAUGUCCACAUAGUGCAAGUUACUUACAUAGCAAUUACACAGAAUUGGAUACCUUGUAUUGCUGAUUACAUGCGAGCUACAUGGUUUAAAAAGAAUAAAAGCGUUACUGAAAAGAGAGCUAAGGCCCCGCCUCGUGGCAAUUACUUCGAGGUUCCGGGAGAUAAGAUCAGAGCAGAAGGAAACAAGCAAAACACGAGGGCAGGAACCCCUUCCAACGUAGAAUUUAACAUCCCGUUUCGCAAAACCACUACUCUCACUAUUCCGCCCGCGGCCGCCGUAACUUGUAGACCUGGAAGGCUCCGCCCCUUGGUGAGCGGUAGAGCGCAUGCCUAGGUUGUAGGAAGCGAAAGAGACUACAAUCUCCAAGAGCCUCCCACCAUGUUAGUGAGCAGGCAUUGUCAAGAGGCGGGCGUGAGGAUCCUGGGAAAUGUAGUCCGCAUAUUCUGAGGCGAACUCUGAGAGGCGGGGCCCGGCAAAGCAUGUUACCUGACGGCGGCGAAGACGACGCUGCUACCACUGGGAGCCGAGGAUGCCUCAGAGGAGCGGGGAACUGCCCCCGUUCAAGAAACCGAAGCUGGCGUCCACCACGCUACCUCUCGCCUCUGGGUCGCGCAGAGCGAUGUUACUAACAACGCCGGGAGCGAAACGCCAUCCUUCGUCCGCAUCCGUCUCCUCGUCGUCCUCGUCCUCCUCCUCGUCCAUAGGGAUCGACAGCCAGCGCCGGAGCCUGCCAAUUUUCCAAGCGCGGGGGACGCUGCUCGGGCAGCUCCGUACCUUAGACUGCGCGGUCCUGAUCGGGGAAACAGGUUCUGGAAAGACAACUCAAAUUCCACAGUAUCUCUAUGAGGGGGGAAUUGGGCGCCAAGGAAUAGUUGCUGUGACCCAGCCUCGCCGUGUGGCUGCUAUAUCCUUGGCUACCCGAGUCUCGGAUGAGAAGAAAACUGAAUUAGGAAAAUUGGUUGGCUACACAGUGCGCUUUGAAGAUCUCACCUCUGAUGAGACAAAAAUCAAGUUCCUGACAGAUGGAAUGCUGCUUCGAGAAGCCAUUGGGGACCCUCUUAUGCAUAAAUACAGUGUGGUCAUUUUGGAUGAAGCACAUGAGAGGACAAUCCACACAGAUGUGCUUUUUGGCGUGGUGAAAGCAGCCCAAAAGAAACGGAAGGAGCUUGGGAAAUUACCCUUGAAAGUGAUUGUCAUGUCAGCUACUAUGGAUGUUGACUUGUUCUCCCAGUACUUCAAUGGAGCACCAGUUCUCUACCUAGAAGGCAGGCAACACCCCAUCCAGAUUUUCUACACAAAGCAAUCUCAGAGUGAUUACCUCCAAGCAGCGCUAGUGACAGUUUUCCAGAUCCAUCAGGAAGCACCUUAUUCUCAGGACAUCCUGGUGUUUCUGACAGGCCAGGAAGAGAUUGAAGCAAUGACCAAAACUUGUCGGGACAUUGCCAAGCAUCUUCCUGAUGGCUGCCCUCAGAUGGUGAUCAUGCCCCUUUAUGCUUCUCUGCCUUACUCACAGCAACUCCGGGUCUUCCACGUUGCACCCAAGGGUUAUCGCAAAGUGAUUCUUUCCACCAACAUUGCAGAGACCUCCAUCACCAUUGCAGGCAUAAAAUAUGUUGUGGACACAGGGAUGGUCAAAGCAAAGAAAUAUACACCUCAAAGUGGCUUGGAGGUCCUGGCAGUGCAGCGGAUCUCAAAGGCCCAGGCCUGGCAACGGGCUGGUCGAGCUGGGAGAGAGGAUAGUGGAUUUUGUUACCGCCUCUACACAGAAGAUGAGUUUGAGAAGUUUGAUAAAAUGACAGUACCAGAAAUCCAAAGGUGUAACUUGGCCAGUGUGGUGCUCCAUCUGCUGGCUCUGAGAAUCCCAAAUGUCCUUACCUUUGACUUUGUGUCGAAGCCAUCUCCAGAGGCGCUUCAGGCCGCCAUAGAGCAGCUGGCUCUCCUGGGUGCAGUGGAAAAGAAAGAAGACCUGCUGAUCCUCACCCCAUUGGGAAAAAAGAUGGCUGCAUUUCCUCUCGAGCCCAAAUUCUCCAAAACGAUCCUAAUGUCUCCCAAGUUCCAUUGUACGGAGGAGAUCCUGACCAUUGUCUCGCUGCUCUCUGUGGACAGUGUCCUCUACAAUCCUCCUUCCCGUCGGGAUGAAGUCCAGGCCAUCCGAAAGAAAUUCAUCUCCAGUGAAGGGGAUCACAUCACUUUGCUCAACAUCUACCGGGCCUUCAAAAACAUCAGUGGCAAUCGGGAAUGGUGCAAAGAAAAUUUUGUGAACAGUCGAAACAUGAUGCUGGUCUCAGAUGUCAGAGCUCAGCUGAGGGAUAUUUGCAUAAAGCUUUCAAUACCUCUGGAGUCUUCCCGCUCUGAUACUGGGACUAUCCGCCGCUGCCUGGCCUAUAGCCUCUUCAUGAAUACGGCAGAGCUGCAGCCAGAUGGCACCUAUGCCACGACUGAUACACACCAGCCAGUGGCCAUUCACCCGUCCUCAGUCCUUUUCCAUUGCAAGCCAGCCUGCGUUACGUACAAUGAACUGCUGCACACCAGCAAAUGCUACAUGAGGGAUCUCUGUGUGGUGGAUGCUGACUGGCUGUACGACGCUGCCCCUGAAUACUUCCGCCGGAAGCUUAGAGCGGCCAAGAAUGGACCUUAAGACUGGGGAUAAGAAAAAAAUUAGUUGCUUACAGGACCUGAGAUCAGGGUUUUGGUAACCUAAUAUACAGGAACGCUGCUAUACCAACUGACUUCCCACUGGUAGAAGUGAGCUGGACCUCAUACAUUUCUUUCACAGUCUCUUCUGGAAUAGGACCUUAUGUAGGAGUGUUCCACAGGCUGUAUUCAUAUCUACCUAGAAGUGAUAAUACAGGCCAUGGGCAGAUUUUGCCUCUCUAAAAUUGCUUUAUGUCUGUUCCAAAUGUAUGUAUGAAAUUUCCGUUGUAAAUAAAGCUUUAGUCCUUUAGAAAGCAUGCUAUAUAAAGAAAAGAGAACCCAACAUGUUUUUAGAACAAACCUGGUAGAUCAAUAUGUCUGAAAACUGCCUUAUCACAGACUUUGUCAACGCUACAUCUUAUCAUUACUAUGUAACAUGAGAAAAAUUAAUUUUGAAUAAUAUUUAUUUUUAGGAUGGAAAUGUUUUUUUUUCUCUU